Messenger RNA from Quercus lobata, 591 nucleotides. RefSeq names its product eEF1A lysine and N-terminal methyltransferase homolog. The coding region runs from base 1 to 591 and encodes 196 amino acids. The record is from RefSeq and is a predicted model, not a curated record. The transcript has a single exon. NCBI's taxonomy places the organism in Eukaryota, Viridiplantae, Streptophyta, Magnoliopsida, Fagales, Fagaceae.
AUGGUGGCAAGUCUUUCGUUGGUCAGUUGUUGUAUUGAAGAGCGGAUUCUAGGUGAGUUUAAGCCGAAAGCUUUGUGUAUUGGUGUUGGAGGAGGGGCUUUGCUUGGUUUUUUAAGAGCCCAAUUGGGUUUUGAGGUUGUUGGCAUCAAGGCUGACAAGGAGGUUUUGCGGGUUGCAAGGAGUUAUUUUGGUUUGUUAGGUAAUGAGUCUAUUCGGGUACUUUUUGGCGAUGCAAUAGAUGUUAUAGAGAAAUUUAUAUAUCAUUCAAACGGUGUUCAUGAGGGAGAGAAUGGUAGUUACUUGAAUGAUGGCAGUGGUGAAAAUAUCAAAUUUGAUGCCAUUAAGGUUGAUUUGGAUUCUAGUGAUGCUACAAAUGGUACAAGUGCUCCACCAUUGGAAUUUAUUAGAAAGCAAGUUCUUUUGGCUGCAAAGUUGGUCCUAUGUGAUUUUGGCAUUCACGCUAUAAAUGUCAUUUCUCCAAAUAGAUCAUUCUACGAGAAAUUGAUAUAUGAAUUUUGUGAAGUUUUUCAUGAGCUAUAUGAAAUAGAUGUAGGAAAUGGAGAGAAUUUUGUUUUAGUUGCCACAAUGUGA